Ruditapes philippinarum (Manila clam) is the source of this 5972-nucleotide messenger RNA. RefSeq names its product deoxynucleoside triphosphate triphosphohydrolase SAMHD1-like. The transcript is spliced from 14 exons. Bases 1946 to 3661 code for a protein of 571 amino acids. Gene Ontology annotation, biological process: regulation of innate immune response; defense response to virus; dGTP catabolic process. Gene Ontology annotation, molecular function: dGTPase activity. Gene Ontology annotation, cellular component: nucleus. The record is from RefSeq and is a predicted model, not a curated record. Lineage: Eukaryota; Metazoa; Mollusca; Bivalvia; Venerida; Veneridae.
UCGAUGCCUUUUUUCAACCUGUUCAACGUGUUCUAUACACGCAAAUGCCCCAGCUCAGAUUCUUGUAACAAUUUUUCAAAGAUGUUUACCAAUUCAUUCAUUUAUGGACAGAAAAAAUGCCAAACCAAACGUAAACACAAUAAAUAUAUAACAUGACAAUCAUAGAGUUUGUGUUUUACUUGGGGAGAAAUUGGCAUGUCAUUGCUAUGAUUUGUGAUGAAGUUGAAAAAUACGUUUUUAACUUUCCAAUAAACUUUUAUCAAAUAUAUAUAAAUACAAGGCCUUGCUAUUGAACCCUAUGACCGCAAACUCCAUCUAAACUUUAAGGACCACCUUAGGUAUGUUCCUUGUAAACAUGAGACAUUGAUUUUAAUACAAAGGCUCAUUAAAUGUUUAAAAAAACUAUUGUUAGCACAAGUGACCUUCACCUUGUGACUCCCAACACUUGAACAUCCAAAGUAUGUUCCUUCCAAAUAUGAAAAAACAUCAGUAUGUACUUUCCAAAUAUGAAAAAACACCAGUCUAUAAAUAAAGGCUGUUUGGGCAAAAGGGUAAAAUCUAUUUUUUGGCACUGGUGAUGUUAACCCCUAUCUCAAUCCAAAGGAAAAAUUCCAUGCAAGUAAUCAUCCUUUCAAAUAUAAACCAUCAGGCAAAUGAUAAAGGCUGUAUAAGCAAAUUUUUAGAAAUCUAUUAUUGGCACACUUACGUUGUUUCAAUGACCUCUUACUCAAUCUAUGCAAAUUUUCUUGCCAAAUAUGAAAAACAUCUGUCUUUAAAUAAAGGAUGUAUGGACAAAAGUGUAAAAAUCUAUUUUAGCACUGGUGAACUUAACCCAACUGACCCGUAACUCCAUCAAAAUAAAGAAAAUUAUCUAAGUAUCAAAUGUAAAAGAAAUCAAAAGAAUAUGGUUACACCUGAAAAAGUGUAAAAAUCUACCCAAAUGACCCCCAACUUUUCAUACAGAAAUGUUAAAAUUCAAUUUUUACACCAAUGGCAUUGACCCUAAUGACUCCUUACUCAACAAAAUGUUAGCGGACCUUUGAAGGUAUCCACCUUCCCAAGUAUGGAAAAUAUCAUUAAAAGAAUAAAUCCAACUUGCAAGAAUAGACUAACCAUACAUUUAGGCCCAUUUUCAAAGUGAAAAAAAGGCUAAUAACUGGGGAAAAAAAGAUGGCACAAUUAUAUAACUUGGCAAUAUUAUAUAUUUUAUAUAUAAGUAUGUGUGGAAAUUAUGAAGCCAUUAACAUACAGCCCCUGCAAGUAUAGGUUAACCAUUUCAAUUUUUCAAAGUACGAGAAAGGGCAAUAACUUGGAAAAAAUGGAAGUCAUGAUUUCAUAAUUUGCCAAUAUCAUGUAAGUAAGUCUGUAGAUUAUAACGCCAUUGGUAAAGGUAGAACUUAAGACAAUUCCAACUUUACCAGGAACAUAUGAUGGACAGACCGAAGGACGGUUUAACUACUAUAUGUCCGGGGGUAUAAAACCCCAAACCGGACCGAAUUUAAACUCAUUUUGAAAUAUCAUAAUCAUAUGUUUAAAGGAUAUAAAGCUAUAAUCCAUGCAAUUUUUUUUUAUAAAAUACUUCAAUAGUAAAAUUAUAUUGCUUCCAUAAAGUUAUGAUCGAUUCUCAAGAGUUGUAAGAUAAAAGAUGUAAGUCUUUGUUUUUUAACACACACAAAUAUAGUAUUUAAACAUAAUAAAAUGUUUCGGUCAUUUUGCUACUCUAAGUAAAGUUUACUAUGUUGAGUUAAGCAAUGCAUGCACUAGUCGUUUUCAAGGCAAUUCACUACCGUAUUUGUUUAAUACAAACACAUUUUUGAAGUAUUCAAUUUUAAAAUGCAAACAAUAAUUUUUGUACCAGAUACAUAACUUCAUAUUUUUGAUGAUUUAUUGUUAUAAUGUCUUUAAUCAUUAGUAUAUUUUCAUGUUACCAUUUUGAUAAAAAAUAAUGGAGGAACAAAGGGAGCAAACGCCGGAGGAUGUAUUGUUUAGUGAGAGAUCCACAGCUGUUUCUGACACAUACUACAAGAACAGGAAGGUAUUUAACGACCCUAUUCACGGAAACAUAGAAUUACACCCAGUGUGCAUUCGCAUCAUAGACACGCCUCAGUUUCAGCGUCUGAGACACAUCAAACAACUAGAUACAUGUUACCUUGUUUAUCCAGGUGCCUGUCAUAACAGGUUCGAGCACUCAAUUGGUGUGUGUUAUCUAGCUGGAAAACUAUUGAGAACAAUUCGAGAUCGUCAUCCGGAAGAACACAUAAGUCAAAAAGACAUUCUGUGUGUCGAGAUAGCAGGACUCUGUCAUGACUUAGGCCAAGGACCAUAUUCCCAUGUAUUUGAAAAGAAAUUUAUGCCAAAAAAGAAUCCUGAACAAUUGUUUUCACAUGAAAAAGUUGCUCGGAAAAUGUUUGAGUAUAUGCUGAACAAUCGAAACUUGAAAGAAGAUAUUCAAAAAAUACUUCAGAAAUGUGAGAAGCUUACGUUUGAGGAAAAUGACUUUACAUUCAUAUGUGAAAUGAUUGAUGAUCCAAAAACCAUUGACGCAGAAAUUUGGCCAUACAAGGGCCGGACAUCAGACAAAAGCUACAUGUAUGAGAUCGUUGCAAACAAAAGAAAUGGUAUCGACGUUGACAAAUGGGAUUAUAUUGCUCGUGACAGCCUUAUGCUUAACAUGAAAGUAAAUUUUGAUUACAGCAGGUGCUUCACGAGAGCAAGAAUUAUUGAAUGUAAUGGGACUUAUUAUAGUGAUGACACAAAUACAGCCUCCCGACAAGUAAAUCGGAAACGAAUUUGCUAUAGAGAAAAAGAGGCACAGGACCUUUAUGACAUGUUCUACACGAGAAUGACUUUACAUAGACGGGCUUAUCAACACAAGACACAUAAAAUCAUUGGAAUAAUGAUUUUCGAUGCAUUAGACCGAGCAGAUGAACAUUUCAGAAUCAAAGGGAAAAAAAUUUCAGAAGCUGUUGACGAUAUGGCAGUGUAUACCUAUUUGAAUGAUGAUGUCAUACAGUUGAUUGCCAAUGAUCCAAAUGAAAAACUCGCAGAAUCAAAGCAAAUCAUAGAAGAUAUUAUGUACAGACGGUUAUACAAGUGUGUAUCUGAAACACACUGUCAGGACAAAAACUUAUCAGAAAAGGAUUUAAGAGAGGGUUUAAGUGAAUAUUUUCCAAGUACGGGCAUAGAAGAAAAUUGGUUCCAUUGCGAUAUUGUAAAGUUCAAUUAUGGAAUGGAGGAUAAAAACCCUUUAGAAAACGUGCGAUUUUAUACAAAAGAACGCUUGAAUGAGCCAAUAAAAUUAGAAAAAAAUCAGGUCUCCUACGUACUUCCUGACGUCUUUGAAGAGUGCGUCAUACGCAUAUACUGUAAGUGUGAAGAUAAAAAACAAGUAGAAAAUGCAAAAAAGCUUGCCGAAGCAUUUCGAAAAUGGUGUAGGGAAAAGAGUUAUCCAUUACCAAAGGAAGCGGCGUGCAUCCAAACGGCAGUUAAACAACGAAUUGAAAGUGCAUCAGAUGAAUCAAGUGCAUCCGACAGACGGGAUAGUACUGAUACUGCUCAAGCAAAUAAACAAUUGCCAGAACCUGCAACACUUGAAACGACGGAUGAGCAGCCUCAAAGUUUCAAUAACGGUGGAGUGGACAUGCGUUCAAUAGAACAAUAAUCUUAACAACAAAAUAUUGAUAAUUUAUAAACCCAAGGUUAAACUAGAUUUAUCAAUGAAACUAUUUAAAGAAUGUAAACGGAGUUUUUGUAAUUACAAAUAGUGAACAAAUUCGUCAUUUUAUUGAAUUAAGUGUUUGUUGAUCCCUUUUAAAAUGUCGUCUCAUGUACUUUAUUAUAUACAUAUAAGCGUAUUUUAUACUACUGAAAAGCUUUUAAUGUGCAAAAACAAAACUUAAAUACCAAAUUAGGACCGUUUUCACCAUUAGUGAUCAUUAUAGCACAUUCUUUAUUAAUAUUACAUUUUUUAAAUAUUACAAACAACAAAAGUAACAAAAAGGAUAACAAAAACUAGUUUGCAAACAUAAUUAUUCAAGUUUCUAAUCAAAAUGAUAUAAUUGACCAGAUUUUUCAUGUGAACACAAGUCGUCUGUUCGUACAUAAUAUAUAAAUGUUUUCUAUUUACUGAUUUUGGGCUUAAUCAAAAUUGACGUUCCAAAUAUCGAUACGAACAAUAAAAAGUGUUUUAACUUGGAUUUGAAAAAGAGAAAUUUACUAAUUAUAUUAACCUGAAUUAAUUCAAGUAUUGCGUUAGGAAUGUCUGUCAGUGUAUAAAUUAUAUUGAUGAAAAAUGUCUGUAAUGCCCCAUUAAAGUUGCUGUUUAGGGCAAUAAUUUUUCUUUUUUUUUGUAGCGCUUCAUUCUAUAAUCUGUGAAAAAAUUAUGCCGUUUACACAGAGGAAAACGAAAUAUAACAAUAUAUUUUGUUUUAAAUCUGGAUCGUAUGCUAUUUGUUUAUAUUACCAUGUGCUAUGAUAUUGUGUUAAUUGUGUAAUUACAGAUAGCAAAUAAAAAAAAACAUUGAGCUCGGAAGGGACAAGGAAAUCACAUAAAAUUUUGAAUGCAUGGUAGUUGUAUAAUGACAAUCUCUCGGUUACAGAUUAUGUAAAUGUUUUAGAUAAUUAACUCUUUAAUCAAACCUGAUAUAAAAUAUCCAGUCAAAAACUAGGUCAUAAGAGUUUAAAAUAGAAAAGCUUUUAACACUCUAGAGGCUGCAGUUUUGAUCAAAAUAUUCUAAAAAUUUGUCAGGAAGGUUGCUUUGAUUAUUUCUAGGUCAAGUUCGAAUAUGGGUCAUGUUCGGUCAAAAACUAGGUCACAGGAGCUAAAAAUAGAAAAAUCUUGAUAACACUUUAUUUGCUGCAGUUUUGAUCUAAAUAUUCUGGAAUUUUGUCAAGAAGGUUGUUUAGAUGAUUUCUAGGUCAACUUUGAAGAUGGGUUAUCUCCGGUCAUAAACUAGGUCACAGGAGCUAAAAUAGAAAACACUCGUUUACACUCUAUAGGCUGCAGUUUUGAUUCGAAUAUUCUGCAAAUUUGUCUGGAAGGUUGUUUUAAUAAUUUCUAGGUUAAGUUUGAAAAUGGGUCGUCUCCGGUCAAAAACUAGGUCACAUUGCCCAAAUAUGGUAUCACCUUUUUAACACACUAGGGGUCACAUUUUUUACUCAAUUGUCAUCAAACUUGGCCGGGAUGCUUGUCUAAUACAUUGCUUGGAUGCGGUUGAUGGGUCAGGGGAGCGAUCCAGGGCCAUCAUGGCCCUCUUGUUAUGUAAUGUAAUAUUGUUUUUUGUUUGUUUUUGUUUUGCUUUUCAUAAUAGCUAGAACAAGACUUUUUGUGAUAUGCCAUCAAUGGCAUUAGACCUAAAUGGAGAUAAGGAGAACUGUUUUUCCCUUUUUGUUUGCAUCUUUUCAAAUUGGUUUGCAUCGAAUUGAAUUUAUGUAGAAUUAAUGUAUGAUUUAAUUUCGCCAGCUUGUUGUGUCAUACCUCUUUUUUAUUGCUUUGCAUGAAUCGUCUGUAUACUUUUAUUGCAUUAAAUAUUUAUAUUCGAGUAUUUUGUGCAGCUAUAAUAUGAACGGAGACAAAAACAGGAAAGAAAUCCUUCUUAUAUCCGAUUUAAAAUAACUUAACGUAAAUUGUUCUAAAACGGAAGACCUGUAAUGUAAUAACCAAUUACGUUGAAAGUAUUUUGUAACAGACGUAACAAAAACCACAAAAGAAUUAUGUACGGCUGUUGAUGGCAAUUGUAAAAUACAUACUUUUGAUAUUAUAUAUAUCUAAAAGGGAUGUUCAAUGAAUAAUGACAGCAUUUGUUAUAGCAUUUCCUUACUUUAGAUAUUUUUAGACUUCAAUUAAUCAACAUUUUACAGUUUUCAGGUUUUUAGUUAUAUAGAUAGCAGUUAAACAAUGCAUUGCAUUAAAUUACUUAUGUUUUUCUCUGUUCUGUUUAAUGUAUUCUUUGACGUGUGAAAUAAGAAUUAAA